Messenger RNA from Rubroshorea leprosula, 1099 nucleotides. The record is from the annotation of a GenBank genome assembly. NCBI's taxonomy places the organism in Eukaryota, Viridiplantae, Streptophyta, Magnoliopsida, Malvales, Dipterocarpaceae.
AAUAUCGACGGUUACCGGUGUUUAGAUCUCCGAUGAAUGUUUUAAUGAUUGUUUUAGACUCUGUACUUUAGCAUUUAUUCUCCAUUCAUGAAAAAUCAAGUCCUUUGAGCGUUCUUUAUAGAUCCCAAGUUCUGAUCUGACAAAUGUCUUUUUUGCGCCCGAAGAAGGGAACUGCUUCCUCAAAAACACCGAGCAAAGAUUCACACACCGAAGACGAAGAUGAGAAGAAAGGGAAGAGUAAAGGAAAACAAACAGAAGACUACAUCCCCGCCAUUAACAAGAAAUGCUCAUGUCUCGAUUGUUGUUUUUGGUUCGUGGGAUUCGUAUGCUGUAUAUGGUGGUUCCUGUUGUGCUUGUUCACUACAAUGCCAGCUUCGAUCCCUCAAUUCGUGACGGAGGCUAUAGCGGGACCGCUACCGGACCCGCCUAGCAUGAAAUUGAGCAUGGAGGGCCUUACGGCGAAGCAUCCGGUAGUGUUCUUGCCAGGAAUUGUAACUGGUGGGCUUGAGCUCUGGGAGGGGUGUCAGUGUGCUGAUGGAUUGUUUAGAAAAAGGCUCUGGGGUGUCUCGUUUGGGGAACUGUAUAAAUUGUAAAAGACCCUUUUGGAAAUGUUGAGGUAUGCUCUGUGUUUGCUCUGCUUUUAGUUCUUGGUUUUAGUUUCUCUUGUGGAAUGUUCCAUAUCUUUUUGAAGAAGGCACCAUGUCAGGAAGGUGGUCCUCGAGUUCUUUCGGCAAUGUGAAUGCUCUUUUAUGAUGGUUUGCAUGAUGAGUUUGAUGCUUUCCUUCUUUUCCCCCUAGGCCUUUUUAAAAAUGGAAUCUUUUUUUAGCUGCAAAUAUUAUCCAUUUGUUUCAUGUUUGCUGGUUUGGUUUUAAACUUUAUGAAUGUGUAUGAUUGUGGGGUUAUAGGAAGCUAUGGAUAGGUACUCUUUUUGUUGCUUCACUGUUUAGGAAGUAUUAUAAGGUGGUUGAUCUUGUGACUUGUAGACAAUCGAAUGCAAGUUGGUGAAUGGUGACCUUUUGGUUUAUGUCAUUUGUUUAUUACUAUUAACCUCCUACAUCCGAAAGUCACAUUGGGCCUUGAUUAAAUAUGAGCCAAGCCA